CAAUUUUAUCACAACAUUUUCUACUCAUGCUCCAUAUAUUUCCAAAUCACGGUCCUCUCUCCACCAUUUUUGGGCUGUCAUCUCAUUUUCCUCCCUCCACGUCUAUAUCUUCACCUCGCCACACACACACGCACACUAUAUAUACAGAUAUGGAUUUUCCAUUUCCAAUUUUCCAUCUAUUUUCCGCGCUUCCCGCGUUUUCCUCUCCACGUCCAACCACCAAAACCUAUGCCGAUGGUGCUAACAAAGUCAGAUUGCGAGCUCCAUUGCACGUGUUGAUGCAAUGGAUUUGAACAAUUUCGCUCAUUCUCCAUGAACCAAAACAUUCUCGGACGAUCCCAGCUCAUGAUUGAUUGUUCAAUCAUUAGGGUCAGUUUUUGUUUGCAUACGCAGAAUCUGGGCUGACCUGCGUAGAUGAAUAACAAGCCGUCGAGCAAAAACUGAGCCGAGCGAAAUGGAUUCGGCUUCUGCCCAAACUUCCAAAACCUCAGCUUCAAACGCAUCCAAUAACAACAACAAGCUGAAGAAAUCCAAUCUCCUCGCGAAAAGAAGCUCCAAUCUCGGCCACAUUUCGCCACCAUGCGAACCCAUAACCGUGGACCCCACCAGAAACCACAAAUCCCAUAGCGAAUUCCGAAAAAACGAGCCCACAAUCAUCCCAUGCCCUCUCCCCACGCCCAGAACACUCACGAACCACGAUUAUUACCUCACGAGCAGCAGCACAUCGCGAACCGUGUAUUCUGCAAUCUCGCCCGGCCUAAGAACACCGAGCAGCGGCCAGUCGAGCCCCAACAACAACAGCAGCCGAACGAGUGGAAUCAGCUCACGAAGCGACAGCCUGGACAGCACAGGUGGCGGGACCCUCAAGCCCCACACAGGCGGUGACUUCAGGUGGGAUGCCAUCAUAACUUGUGCCUCUUCGAAAGAUUCUCCGUUAGGCCUCAGCAAUUUUCGCCUCCUGAAGAGGCUCGGUUAUGGAGAUAUUGGGUGUGUUUAUCUUGUUGAGCUCAGGGGAGCUAAUGCCUUCUUUGCGAUGAAGGUUAUGGAUAAAGGAUCGCUUGCGAGUAGAAAUAAGCUGCUUAGAGCUCAGACGGAAAGGGAGAUUCUUGGUCUUCUUGAUCAUCCUUUUCUGCCCACGUUGUAUUCUUAUUUCGAGACGGAUAAGUUUUAUUGUUUGGUUAUGGAGUAUUGCAGUGGAGGGAACUUGCAUGCUCUGAGGCAAAAGCAGCCAAAUAAGCACUUUACGGAGGAAGCUGCUAGAUUUUACGCAUCAGAGAUCUUGCUGGCACUCGAGUACCUCCACAUGCUCGGAAUUGUAUACCGCGACUUGAAGCCCGAGAAUGUCCUUAUACGCGAAGAGGGUCACAUAAUGCUGUCCGAUUUCGACCUCUCCCUCCGUUGUUCGGUCAGCCCAACGCUCGUCAAAUCCUCAUCCGUCCACAACGUAAACGGGACAGGUGGCGGCCUCCUAUCGGACGAUGACAGUGCACUGCGCGGGUGCAUGCAGCCAACAGGCUUUCUCCCUCUCCUCCUCUCCACCAAAAAGAACCGAAAGUCCAAAUCUGUAUCGGGCCUCGGGCCCAACUCCUUACCCGAGCUCAUGGCGGAGCCCACGGAUGUUCGGUCCAUGUCGUUCGUUGGGACCCAUGAGUACCUUGCCCCUGAGAUCAUCCGUGGUGAGGGUCAUGGGAGUGCGGUGGACUGGUGGACGUUUGGGGUUUUCUUGUACGAGCUCUUGCUCGGGACGACGCCUUUCAAGGGGUUGGGAAAUCGGGCCACGCUUUGUAACGUCGUCGGCCAACCGUUGAAGUUUCCGGAAAGUCCACAUGUGAGUCCCAAUGCAAGAGACCUUAUCAAGGGGCUCCUGGUGAAGGAGCCUCACAAGAGGAUCGCGUACAAAAGGGGAGCAACCGAGAUCAAGCAGCACCCGUUUUUCGAGGGCGUGAAUUGGGCUCUCGUGAGGUGCGCGGCCCCACCUCAUGUGCCGGAGCCCGUGGAUUUUGGUCAGUACACGAGCAAAGACUCGAGUUGUGGUCCGGAUAGGAAGGUUGCUGAUGUGUCGGGUGAAGGGAACAAAAGCAACUCGACAGAUGCUGCUUAUGUUGAGUUUGAGUACUUUUAGGAUUGGAAAAACUCUUGAUUUUUUUAUGUGUAUUUUGUACGUCUUUUGUUCAUCAGAUCAAAUUUGUUAAUUUGAGGCUGUGCCACUGCUGGGAGUAAUAGGAAAUAUAGACGUUCAAUCUUUUUACAAUUGGG
Striga asiatica is the source of this 2256-nucleotide messenger RNA. NCBI's taxonomy places the organism in Eukaryota, Viridiplantae, Streptophyta, Magnoliopsida, Lamiales, Orobanchaceae. The record is from the annotation of a GenBank genome assembly.